Molecule: messenger RNA, 2100 nt
Organism: Colletotrichum gloeosporioides
Lineage: Eukaryota; Fungi; Ascomycota; Sordariomycetes; Glomerellales; Glomerellaceae
Product: Transcription activator of gluconeogenesis
Exons: 3
Coding region: 1-2100 (699 amino acids)
Biological process (GO): cellular response to starvation; regulation of DNA-templated transcription
Cellular component (GO): nucleus
Molecular function (GO): DNA-binding transcription factor activity, RNA polymerase II-specific; RNA polymerase II transcription regulatory region sequence-specific DNA binding; zinc ion binding
Source: RefSeq, a predicted model, not a curated record
AUGCCGGACGGCCUCGAGGAGCCCGGGACUGAGGUCUCGGAUGCCAUGUCAGAUAAUGACCACGAGUACGACGACGAGACGCCCGUAAAAGACGACGACGACGAGAAGAUGGCCGAGUCCCACGAUAGCGGCAACGACAACAACGGCGAGGUAAAGAAGAAGUACGACCCCAAGGACCCUUCACGGCCGAGGAGGAAGAAGGCUCGCCGGGCGUGUUUCGCCUGCCAACGAGCCCAUCUGACCUGCGGAGAUGAACGACCUUGUCAGCGAUGCAUUAAGCGCGGGCUCGCAGACGCCUGCCAGGACGGUGUUCGCAAAAAGGCAAAGUAUCUCCACGAUGCGCCGCCGGAGGCUCUCCGGCCGGUCCUCGGGCCCAACUACAACCCCAACGCGGCCCCGACCCGUCCCAACGGCCAGCGGCAUCACAGCGGGACUUCGGACACGGCCUCGACCGCCGGCAGCACAUACUUUGGCCAGAGCUCCACCGCCUCGUUCCCCGUGUACUCGGGCCAGCAGACGCCCGUCGCCAUCCCCGAAGGCCUCCCGUUCCAGGCACAGCCGUCGCCGAUAUCGCCGUCGUUCCCGCAAUCGGGCGGCAACAACGGCCGUUCCAUUGGCGGCAUGAUCUCGCCGCAGGUCACCAACGACCCGUUCAAUACGUUAUUCGACCCGAGCAACCCGGCCAUCUUCAACUUUGACCUGGAAGGGCUCAACUUUGGCAGCCAGUACGGCGCCAUGGAGUUUGGCAUGCUCGGGCACAUGUCGUCCGGCGCGGCGGAGACCCCGCCGCGGGACGGCUCAUUAUCCGGACCAAGUGGUGAAGCAGUCAACUUUGGAUCCACAAACGUCUUUGGCAAUGGCAACAACCAGUUUGGCCAAGUCUACGAUAGCGGUAUGAUCAACGAUUUCAUGGGUGUAGACCAGUCUUCCAACGGCAUGUACCAACAAGGCAACUUGCAACAUGGGCUCCCACAUGCCUACGCCAUCGCUGCCGGCCCAACAAGCCUACAUAGCCCAAGCACAGACAACACCGCCAGCCCGCAACCUACUAACUUUACGUUUGAAGGAUCUCCAAGUGGGAACUUUGGCGCUGUUGGGAACUCCCAGACCAUAUCCGCCCCCUCGCGCCCCAAGGCCGGCAACAACAACACCAACAACAAGCCCGGCCAGCCCCAGAAGUCAGGCCCCCACUCCCUGCUGGGCAAGCGGCAACGCGACCCCUCGUCCAUCUACGACACCGUCAAGGAGCCGUACCCCUACCUGGCCGGCUUCCACGCCCUCAUCGAAUACCUCCCGAAGCGCUUCUCCGCCAACAGGACGCUGCGCAUCGCCAAGGCGCUCGCCAGCAUCCGCCCGUCCUUCAUCGCGUGCACCAAGACGCUCAGCCGGCAAGACCUCAUCUUCAUGGAGAAGUGCUUCCAGCGCACCCUGUUCGAGUACGAGGAGUUCAUGCACCACUGCUCCGCGCCGACCAUCGUCCUCCGCCGCACGGGCGAGAUCGCCGCCGUCAACAAGGAGUUCAUCGCCCUCACGGGCUGGACCAAGGACGUGCUGCUCGGCAACGACCCGAACCUCAACGUCAACACCGGCGGCACGCCGUCCUCGGCGACCAACAGCGGGCGCAACACGGGCCGCGCCGGCUUCUCGACGCCCAAGGUGCCGUCCGCCGCGCUCGUCGACCAGAUCAAGAACGGCGAGGGCGGCGCGCCGCGCAAGCAGCCCGUCUUCAUCGCCGAGAUCCUCGACGACGACAGCGUCGUCGAGUUCUACGACGACUUCUCCCACCUCGCCUUCGGCGACAGCCGCGGCAGCGUCAACCGCACGUGCCGCGUGCUCAAGUACCGCACAAAGGAGCAGACGGAGGCGGCCGCCUCGUCCGACAUGACGCCGCAGCAGGACCCGCGCAAGAGCAUCCUCAGCAACCGCGUCACGCGCAUCGACGGCGAGCACGGCAUCUCCAAGAUUGAAAAGGACGGCAAGGUGGACUGCCGGUACUGCUGGAUGAUUAAACGAGACGUGUUUGAUAUCCCCAUGUUGAUCGUGGUGAAUUUUCUGCCGUGCUAUUACCAGAACAAGGAACCGCAUCAACUGGCUGUGUGA